GACUGAAAUAUGAUUACGUCAAGGACGUGGAGUAUUUAUACAAAUCGUUUGACAUGUUGGCUGACGUCAAGGAUAUCGAAUAUUUACACAAUGAGUUUGCCAUACCCAAAGGCCGCCCGAGAGGCGUGAUGGGAAAUGUAGUUAAAUCAGAUGAACAUUGUUAUGAAAGCUCUCCUCGACGUGUUCACGUAAGUGGUUGUGUAAAGAGAAGGUUGCCUGUGGGGCUGUUUUAUGUUUUUUCUUACGUCUGAAUUAGCUUUCAUGACGGACUGCAGCCGAAGCAGUGCAUCGUGAAGGCUUCCACCGUGAAUGCUGCUCGGUGUGUGGAAAAGUUACAGAUUUAUUCUCGCCUUUUUCAGGGUCUGCAUACAGUUUUCUCUGUUCCUUUCCUGAAGAUCAGCUCUAUUCGCUGCACGGAGCACCUUGCUGAGGCUCGCCCAACUCCAGAGUCAGGUUCGCAAACCGAUACUCUUCUUCGUCUCCACCAGCUCUUCGUUCGGCGGAGCCACCAUGUCUGAGAAAAAACGCAAAACGUCGUCUGCCGCAGAGGGUAAGGAGCCUAGCGUCAAGCAGCCGAGGCUGGAGAAGGAGAAGAAAGCUGCGGGCUGGUUGCAGAACCUGGUGAAGCAGCAGAGGGAGGACAAGAAGGACACGAAGUUCAACAAGAAGCGCCAGCGGUUUCUCACCGACACUGAGAAGAUCAGACAGGGCUCAGAGGGGAUUCUGUACUGGAUGCUGAGAGAUCAGAGGGUGCAAGAUAACUGGGCCCUGAUCCGUGCCCAGCAGCUGGCUGCAAAGGAGGAGCUUCCCCUGCAUGUGUGUUUCUGUCUGGUGGUCCCUAAAUCCGAGGUAUCCACACUGAGACAUUACGCCUUCCUGCUGAAGGGACUGGAAGAAGUCGCAAAGGACUGCAAACGGCUCAACAUCCAGUUUCACCUGCUGCAUGGGGCUCCAGGAGAGGUGCUCCCUGGCUUUGUGUCUGAUCAGGGUUUUGGGGCCAUGGUGACAGACUUCUCUCCGCUCAGAGAGCCUCAGCAGUGGCUGAACGAUGUCAAAAAGAAGCUGUCAGAGGACAUCCCCCUCAUACAGGUCGAUGCUCAUAAUAUUGUUCCCUGCUGGGUAGCAUCACCUAAGCUGGAGUACUCUGCCAGGACCAUCAGAGGAAAAAUUACCAACCUUCUGCCGGAGUUUCUCACUGACUUUCCUCUGGUAGAGAAACACGCACACACUGCUACGAGAACAGCCAAACCUGUAGACUGGGAGAAAACCCUGGCCUCCCUGGAUGUUGACAGAACAGUAGGAGAACCGCAAUGGGCCAAGCCAGGCUCUGAAGCAGGGAUGGCCAUGUUGGAGUCCUUCAUUGAUGUUCGCCUGAAGCUGUUCGCCACCCAGCGCAAUGACCCCAACAUGGCUGCCCUCAGCCAGCUGUCCCCAUGGAUCCGCUUCGGCCAGCUUUCAGCCCAGCGUGUGGCGCUGCAGGUCCGGCGCUGCGGGAAAAACGCCGGCGAGUCUGUGGCCCCCUUCAUUGAGGAGCUGGUGGUACGCAGGGAGCUGACCGACAACUUCUGCUUCUACAACGAGAAGUACGACAAAGUGGAAGGUGCUUAUGAGUGGGCUCAGAAGACACUGAAAGAUCAUGCCAAAGACAAGAGGGAAUUCAUUUACACACGGGAGCAGCUGGAAAAAGCACAAACACAUGACAAGUUAUGGAACGGAGCUCAGUACCAGAUGGUAACAGAGGGGAAGAUGCAUGGCUUCUUGAGGAUGUACUGGGCCAAGAAAAUCUUGGAGUGGACUCGCUCACCAGAAGAGGCGCUCUCCAUCGCUCUGUACCUGAAUGACCGCUACGAGCUGGAUGGGCAGGACCCCAACGGCUUCGUCGGUUGCAUGUGGUCCAUCUGCGGCAUCCAUGACCAGGGCUGGGCUGAAAGACCAGUUUUCGGAAAAAUCCGCUACAUGAACUACAAAGGCUGCCUUCGGAAGUUCAAUGUAGCUCAGUUUGAGAAGAAGUACUGUCCCAAAAAGCCUUGAAGCAUGGCACGCUUGAAAGGAUAUAGAGAAAAUGUUUGAUGAGCAUCAUCUCCAACAUUUUGCCUCAGGGAGUAUUUCUAAUGUCUUUUUAGAAGUGGAUGUUUAUUCUCAUGUCUGACGAUAUUUAGCAUAUUAUGCUGGGCCUUUUUUUUUCUUUAGUUUCUUUUAAACUGCACCUACUAAUAAAACUAAACUAUGCUGGAGUAUCUGAAAGAUCUUUUUUCAUAUAUACACUUUCAUUUUAAAUGUUUGAAAAACCUGUUUCUACAAUGUUUUUGAUGCUGCCGUUGGAUUCACUGUUACAGCAAUCCUGUUGCUCUUUUUGUAACUGUAUUUUUUGGCCUGUAGGAUUCUGUUUGCCAUAAAUCGGUCAACUACAGACUCA
Messenger RNA from Girardinichthys multiradiatus, 2416 nucleotides. RefSeq names its product CPD photolyase (gene cpdp). The record is from RefSeq and is a predicted model, not a curated record. The coding region runs from base 511 to 2031 and encodes 506 amino acids. The transcript has 10 exons. Gene Ontology annotation, molecular function: deoxyribodipyrimidine photo-lyase activity. Lineage: Eukaryota; Metazoa; Chordata; Actinopteri; Cyprinodontiformes; Goodeidae. Gene Ontology annotation, biological process: photoreactive repair.